AUGUGCCUCAUGGGUGGCAUGGUGAGCCUCGUUCUGCUCGCAUUUAUGGUUUUGGUUUUCUGGCUGGUCUACGUGGAGUUGCCGCGAAGGCUGGAAGUCUUCGACGUGGACUUCCUGCGGAGCUGCUCCUUCUUGUGGGCACGCUUCCGGCCCGGGGCGGAGGCUUUCGCUGGGGCCUUUCUGGUCCGGAAUGCGCUCAUCGUCGUAUCUCCCCUGCUUCCCUCCUCCUUUGCGAGCCUCUUCUUCAUCAAGGUCUUGCUGUACACCAGUUUUUGCGCGGUUGCCUUUUUCAAGCCGCUGCGGACGAUGGCCGCGCUCUACCUGGAGCUGGUCAUCCACGCGGCCUUCUUAGUGAUCCUGGACAUGGGUAUGCUUUUCAUGCCGACUGAGGAGUCUGCUCUUGUGAUGGUUGCCUGCGUCUUGAUCAGCUCAUCGGUCGUGCUCAUAAUCCUUUCGAUGGUGGCGCAUGCUCUCUUCCGCAAGUGCCGCUCGAAGUACCGGAAGCAAUUCCAGUUCUUUAUCAGUCAUCAGAAAAGUGCUGCAGGGAGCCUGGCAAGGCUCUUCAAGAUUGAGCUCAGCAAGUGUGGCUUUAGGAGCUUCAUUGACUGCGACGACUUGACGGAUUUGACUCGGCUCUUCCUUUAUGUCAGCCAAGACGUCGAGACCCUUGUUGUCUUGGGCAGCGGUAACUUCCUGACUCGCAAGUGGUGCGUAGGUGAGAUCGUCACGGCACGGCUUCACAACGUGACGACCUUGCUGGUGGCACUCCCAGAUUUCACAAUGCCCGACGAGCGCUUCAUUGCGCUGUACGACAGCAUGGUGCCCAACAUCAAGGAGCUGGCAGCUUACGGGAUUGGCAUGCCGGAGAUUCACGAAACACUGCUCUGGCUGCAGAGCCUGGAGAGGUUCGACCUGAAGAGUUUCGAUUCUGAUCCCAUCCCUGGGGCGAUCAGCUGGCUGACGGGAGGAGCAACAAAAUGGACCAGGAAAGGAUCGGAUCUCCCCAUGAUGCGCGUGGUGUCUAAUCUGUCCGAGUGCCUGAUCCUUUGCGAUGCCGCGAAUAUGGAAGCUAUGGCUGCUGCCCAAGUACUGUUCGCCUUGCUAGGUGCCAAGAUGAUUGGGCUGUCCCUUAAGAAGACACUCCGUGUCCUGCGAACCGGAGACAUAGUGGACUCUGAAGACGUCCAUGCCCUCCUCCUGUGCACGGAGGGCUGCCUGGAGUCAAGGCAGAUGGCCUCAUGGCUACUGCAGCUGAGCUUCUGCUCCAGCUUUGUCCUGCCCGUGCUCGCGGAGGACUCUUUCCAGAUCCCGUUUGGCCAUGAGCUCAAUGACGAGUUCAAUGAGGAGUUCGAUGAGCCGGAAAACUUCGCAACAUCCCCGUAG
Messenger RNA from Symbiodinium natans, 1383 nucleotides. NCBI's taxonomy places the organism in Eukaryota, Dinophyceae, Suessiales, Symbiodiniaceae. The record is from the annotation of a GenBank genome assembly.